This is a messenger RNA of Helianthus annuus (common sunflower), 1052 nucleotides long. Its product is annotated as E3 ubiquitin-protein ligase ATL41. The transcript has a single exon. The record is from RefSeq and is a predicted model, not a curated record. Lineage: Eukaryota; Viridiplantae; Streptophyta; Magnoliopsida; Asterales; Asteraceae. Bases 122 to 859 code for a protein of 245 amino acids.
UAAACCAAUCCACACGACACCAUUUAUAAACCACUUCUUCAUGUAUCCAUUUUAGACCUUCAAAACCUGGUUUAAGCUUUAACUCCCUAUUUUUCUCUCCGGGGCACUCGAGCCAAGAACCAUGUCUGGCUCGAAAGAUGGAAAUGAUGAUGAUAACGAGGCGGUUACAAUGUAUCCCAACUCGACAAGUGUCAAUAGUAGGAUCUUAUUCAUUGCAAUUAUAGUUUUAUCUACUGUUGUGGUGCUUGUAACCAUGUUACACAUAUACACAAGGUACAUACUUCGACGCCAAGCGCGUCGUAGAGUGGCUCUUCAGGGCAUAGGGCUCAUAGCUCGUAUCCACUCUGACGAGCCACCCAGAAGGGGACUUGAGCCCGAUGUUAUAUCGUCUAUCCCUAUACUCAUGUAUAAGAACAUUGGUCAUGGCCAAGAGUCACAAGACAAUGAAUGCGCGGUUUGUUUAAGCUCAUUUGAGGAUGGUCAGAUGAUCAGGGCUUUACCAAAUUGUAAGCACCAUUUUCAUGCUGAGUGCAUUGACAAAUGGUUAGGCUCACAAACUAGUUGUCCUAUUUGUCGCCAUGAGGUGGAGCUGGGUCCCACCCUUCUGCCAUUGCCUCGCGAGCCUAGUACUAGGCUCGCGGACGGGGUGAGUGCACCUUCUGCUCCACCUCUAGAACCGACAAGUUUUGUUGGAGUAGCUAAGGAAGGGACUUCAGACGGGAUGGCGCAAUCAUCUUCCAAAGUUACUGGAACAAGCUCGAGAUUGGGUUCUUUUCGAAGGAUGAUAAGUAUGGACCGAUCUUCAAGACGCAAUAAUUCGUGUACGCAAGAUGGAAUUGAAGAUCUUGAAAGACAAUAAGCCGAUAAGUACUGCAACAUUCAUUAUACGUGAAACUAUACGUCUAUACUUUUUGUUUGGAUUUGUAUGAUUUCGUUAAAUAUAUCUUUGUGUGAAUAGUAUGGAUAAGUUACUAUACGUCGACAAAUUUUGUUUGGGCUAUAUCUUGUGCAUGUCUAAUUACCUUAUAAUGAACACUUCCAUGUUGAUAUAA